CCGCUCCCCCCGCCCUCCCAGCAUGUCCGCCAUUCCUUCCCUGCUUGCCAAGGGCGCCGACCCCAAGCGCCCGGAGCUGGCCGUCCCCUUCUCCAUCCCCCUGCCGGCUGGCAUCUACACCGACUCGGCCCAGGCGACCGAGAUCUAUGAGACCCGCGGGGCCAACGGCCUGGAUUCCUGGGGCCUGCUGUCCAUGCUGUUCAGCAUGUUCGCUGUGAUGCUGCGCUACCGCUACGCGGCCUGGGCCUCGCUCCUGGCCACCGCCGUCGGCCAUGCCAAUCGCGCGACCCUCAACGGCAAGGGCGGCUCCGCCGAGAAGCCCGCCUCGAUGAACCUCAUGUUCACCCUGAUGGGCUUCAUGAUGACAUACAUGCCGCUGCUGACCGGGCAGAAGAAGUAGGCAUGCGCCGUCCCCCCUGACCUGCGGGGCUGGCGGGAAAGUUCCCCGCCCCUCCCCCCUCUG
Fonticula alba is the source of this 463-nucleotide messenger RNA. RefSeq lists its product as hypothetical. The transcript is spliced from 3 exons. The record is from RefSeq and is a predicted model, not a curated record. Bases 23 to 400 code for a protein of 125 amino acids. Gene Ontology annotation, cellular component: endoplasmic reticulum membrane. Gene Ontology annotation, biological process: protein insertion into ER membrane. Lineage: Eukaryota; Rotosphaerida; Fonticulaceae. Gene Ontology annotation, molecular function: protein folding chaperone.